UCUUGUGGCAACAGUGCAAUUACAAUAUUUAGUUAAGGUUAUGGCUUCUAGAUUUUAAAUUAUCUUUUUUUAAAGCAAGAUGAAUAUCUUGAGCAGAUUACGGAACAUCAAGAGCGGCCCUGUGUGCAUGCAGCUUCGCAGUAAAUCCUAUUUCAAGCUUUUCCAGAAGCCCAGCGAGGAGAAGUACAGAGCCAUUGAUGGGAUGCCACAAUCGUACACCCUGAUCUACAGGAAUAUGCUCGAGAAAUACCUAAGGAUAGGGCAAUUUGCAUCAACUUUCAGCCUCCUAUCGAUUGGUGCCUUAGUCAUAUAUAAACAAAAGGACUUGGCUGAUGCCAAAAUCAACAUGAGCUUCUGGGAAGAAAGUCCAAAGGCGAUCAAGAAUGAAAUGUCUCUGUAUGUAGUAGCACUGAUGGUUAUCGCUGUAGGAUUGCAACUUGCUUCAGCAAAAAUGCCUCUGAGGAUUUACAGAUGCAAAGAAAAGUACAUUUUUGUGAGCUACACAAAUAUCCCACUGAACAUUACCAAGUAUUCAGAAGUUUCUAGCAACAUUAGCAAGUUACCAGCUGACGGUAUUGUACCCUGGAAGAACAGCUUGUACGAGGUUGGGAACAAGAGCAGGAUAAUCCUGGUGGAGAACUAUUUCCGGACACCAGCAGAAUUGAAUGAAAUGCUUGGAGAUGACUUUUACUCGAAAUUUCAAUAGAUGUAUUGAUUUUGACUGUAGUAUUUAUUGAUUAAUUAAAUAAAUUGUUAUUAUUUUUA
This is a messenger RNA of Nicrophorus vespilloides, 765 nucleotides long. RefSeq lists its product as uncharacterized. The transcript has a single exon. The record is from RefSeq and is a predicted model, not a curated record. The coding region runs from base 80 to 706 and encodes 208 amino acids. Lineage: Eukaryota; Metazoa; Arthropoda; Insecta; Coleoptera; Silphidae.